UAGCGUUAUCACAAUAAAUCAACAACAUGGAAGCUCCCGGUUCCUUUUCCUUCAAAAUGUUAUUUUGCAAACUUAUUGUUAUUUUUGCAUGUUUGCAGAGUUAUAGAUGUAAUAGUGAGGAGAAAGUUGAGGAAUUCUUCAAGAGUGGACACACAAAUAAUUGGGCAGUUCUGGUAGAUACUUCUAGAUUCUGGUUUAAUUACAGACAUGUUGCUAAUGUGUUGUCUAUAUACCGUAGUGUCAAAAAAUUAGGAAUUCCAGACAGCCAUAUAAUUUUAAUGAUAGCUGAUGACAUGGCUUGCAAUCCUAGAAAUCCUCGACCAGCCACAGUGUUUAAUAAUGCAAACCAGCAUAUCAAUGUAUAUGGAGAUGAUGUAGAAGUGGAUUAUAGAGGUUAUGAGGUAACAGUAGAGAAUUUUAUAAGAGUUUUAACAGGACGAUUGCCACAAAGUACACCACCAUCUAAACGUCUGAGUUCUGAUGAACGAAGUAACAUUUUGGUGUACAUGACAGGACAUGGAGGAGAUGGGUUUCUCAAGUUUCAAGAUGCAGAGGAAGUAUCCAAUGUAGAACUGGCUGAUGCAUUUGAACAAAUGUGGCAAAAACAAAGAUACCAUGAGGUAUUCUUUAUGAUUGACACAUGUCAAGCUGAGUCAAUGUUCCAGCUUUUUUAUUCUCCUAAUAUUUUAUCUGUAGCUAGUAGCCAUGUUGGUGAAGAUUCUUUAUCACAUCAUGUAGACUCUAGUAUCGGUGUAUAUGUAAUUGACAGAUACACAUACUAUGCUUUAGAAUUUCUGGACAAGGUGACACCAGAUAGUAAAAAAACUAUGGGACAAUUUUUGAAAGUUUGUCCAAAGAAUUUAUGUAUAUCAACAGUAGCCACUAGAACAGAUUUAUUUGCCAGAGACCCAAACAAAGUCUUACUAACAGAUUUCUUUGGUAGUGUAAGGAAUGUUGAACCUUUAGCCAAGACCAUCAAACUUGUAAAUAAAACAGAUCAAUGCACUAAAGAUAGCUGUCAAGAUAAAAUAGAGCCUGAAGAUCAAGAUCUAGAGCCUUUAUCAUAUGCAGAACAAUUUCCAAUGCCUAAAUGAUUUAUAUGGUGGAAGGGAACUUAAAACUUCUGUGAUACAAUUCAUGAUAGCAGGCCAAGUAAUCAAUGACUUAGUAAGAAUGACUUUGAGGUGGUCUUAGAAACAGCACACUGGCCCUGUGAUUGAAGAUCUUAUGGCUAAAGAAUGAUGACAUUUAAUGAUUGUGAUGAAUAGUUCUUUUGAUUUAAAUUUGUAUUUUUUGUGUUUUAUGCCCCACCUAUGAUAGUAGAGGGGCAUUAUGUUUUCUGGUCUGUGUGUCCGUUCGUCUGUUCAUCCAUCCGUCCGUCCGUCCGUCCGUCCGUCCGUCUGUCCCGCUCCAGGUAAAAGUUUUUGGUCAAGGUAGUUUUUGAUGAAGUUGAAGUCCAAUCGACUUCAAACUUGGUACACAUGUUCCCUAUGAUAUGAUCUUUCUAAUUUUUAUGCCAAAUUAGAGAUUUCACCCCAAUUUCACAGUCCACUGAACAUAGAAAAUGAUAGUGCGAGUAGGGCAUUUGUGUACUGAGGACACAUUCUUGUUUUUUUAUAUUUCUUAUAUAAGUGACAGUUUAUAGAGUUAUAACAUGAUUUAUCAUUCAAUUAUGACCUCCAUUAGAAAUAAAUAUUCAAAAUGAUUAAACAGAGAAUAUGUCAAUUUCCAAGAGACUGUAGGUAAAAGAAAUUUUAAUGAUUUAAACAUUUCUUUUUGACCGCAAAAGGUUUUUUUUACGGUUAAUAGGACUGCAAAAUUUAAAAAAAUUGGUAUAUUGGUAUCAUGUCGUUGUCAGCGUCGUCCGAAGAGGGAUUGUUUCCGGAUAAUAACUUUUGAAUAAGUUAAAAGAAAUCAGUAAAAUUUUAACACAAUGUUUAUAACCACAAAAGGAAGCUUGGGAUUGAUUUUUGGGGUUAUGGUUUUAACGGUUUAGGAAUUAGGGGCCCAAAGGGGCCAAAAAACAGAAUUUAUCUAGUUUCAGGACAAAAAGUUGUGUAUUAGUAUUUCAAUUGUUCUGAAAUUGUACCACAAUGUUUAAUACCAUAAGUAGAAGGUUGGGACUUAUUUUCUAGCCUUCGACUUUAGUCGAAAAAGGGAGACUAAGAGAUCCUGCAUUCUGUCGUCGUCAGUUUCGUUGUCAGAAGCGAAAACAAAUAUUCACUCUGUGGUUAAAGUUUUUGAAAUUUUAAUAACUUUCUUAAACUAUACUGGAUUUGUACCUGUGUAUUUGUAUUUUACUUAUAAAUGGACUUAGCUUUUCUUCCAGUUAACAUUAUAACAGUCUGUAGUUAAAGUUUUUAAAACAUUUAUUAGAUUCAUAAACUAUCCUGGAUUUUUACCAAACUUGGACAGAAGCUUCUAACAAUCAAAAGAAAGUAUCAAGAGAAAUAUUUUCAUUAUUUUUUUUCCUCAUUUUUGUCUGCCUGCAAUUUAAAGCAAAGGUAGGCGAGACAAUGGGUUCUACGGAACCCUUACGAAUAUUUUCAAGGGGUUAUUGGUCAAACAAACUAGGAAUUAAGGGCCAAAAAGUGGUCAAAACAAGCAUUUUUCUAGUUUCAAGACAAUAACUUGUGGGUAACUGUAUGGACAUCUCUGACAUUGUCCCACAAGUUUUUAUACAACACAGGGAAGGCUGGGAUUCAUUUUGGGGUUAAUUUUCCCCAAUAUGUAGGAAGAAGGGGCCAAAAAAGGGCCAAAAAGAAACUUUUUCAAGUUUACAGACAAUAACUUGUGUUUAAGUAUAUGCAUCUCUAUAGAUUUUUACAAGAAGGUUCAAUGCCGCUAAAGGAAGGUUGGGAUUGAUUUUGGGGGUUAUGGUCCCAAUAGUUUAGGAAUUAGGGGCCCAAAAUGAUAAUUUUUGUAUAUUUCAAACAAUAACUUUAAUAUGUUAAAGUGUAUGAAUCUCUCUGAAAUUAAACCACAAGUUUCCAUACCAUAAAGUGAUGGUUAGUUUUGACUUUGGGGGGUUAGGAUCAAAUGUCUUGGAAUUGGGGACAAAAAGGGGAAAAAACUAGGUAUUUCUGGUCAAUGGACAAUUAAGACAAUUUAAAAGCAGUGUAAGGGAGGUAAUUCUAAAACAUUUAGCAUACAAUGUUGGAUAUGUUCAUAUUUACCUCCCUUACACUACUUGUAUACUAUGUAUAAACGUCAGGUUUUGGACUUAUUGCAAAAAAAGGGUGGUGGGAGUGGUGGUAGUUGUUUCAUUUUAUUUUUUUUCAAAUUUUUAAAAACUUAAAAGAAGAAAUCUUUUAUUGCACAAUAUUGAGCAAAAGAUUUUUUAGAUCUUGACAUUUGUUUUCUGUCAGAAACUCAUAUUAUGUCAACAUGUGAUCACAAUCCAAAUUCACAGCUGUAUCAAGCUUGAAUGUUGUGUCCAUACUUGCCCAAACUGUUCAUGACUUCUGCGGUCGUAUAAAGCUGCAGAGCACCUGGUUAUAUUGACUUAUGAUGUAGACCAUAAUUGUUUUAUUAUACUGAACUAAUUAUGAGGAAAUGCAAAUUUUUUGCAUAUAUUGUGUUUAUGGAGUCUUUUUAUUAGAGGACAUUUUCUAUGUCUGGUAAAAACUGCAACAGAAUAUUGUAGCUGUCACCAUUAUUAUUAGACAACUUGGAAUUUUUCUACAUGCAAAAGCUUAUGGAUUUCAAAUGGUUUUUUUAACAUGCACAUUCCGUGACAUUUUUUGUUUGCCUAUUCCCAGUUUCCUGUAGAAAUAAAUGAAUUAUUUCAAAUAAUUGCACAUUCCUGAACAUUUAUUUGCAAUAUCCUGC
Mytilus trossulus (common blue mussel) is the source of this 3831-nucleotide messenger RNA. Its product is annotated as GPI-anchor transamidase-like. NCBI's taxonomy places the organism in Eukaryota, Metazoa, Mollusca, Bivalvia, Mytilida, Mytilidae. Gene Ontology annotation, molecular function: GPI-anchor transamidase activity. The record is from RefSeq and is a predicted model, not a curated record. Bases 27 to 1094 code for a protein of 355 amino acids. Gene Ontology annotation, cellular component: GPI-anchor transamidase complex. Gene Ontology annotation, biological process: proteolysis; attachment of GPI anchor to protein. The transcript has 10 exons.